UGCAGGCUGCGAAGCGGUUGUUUUGUGCAGGCUGUGACGUUGCCCUAGUGAUGUUGGCUUCCUUCCCCUUGCACGGCUUUCUCAGAGCCUCUGUCAGCUCCACCUCCGCCCCGCGCCUCGGCUCAGGCCCGUGGGGACACGUGACGUGACGCCCUGCGCCACUGUUUGCUUUCGGGGACACGGGAAGGCGGCCGUGGACGGGGGUCCCGCGGCUUCCCCCCGGCCCCACGCUGCCCCGGGCCGGCCCCACGGGCUGGGACAGGGAGCUGCUGGUGCCUCGUGUCCCGCCGCAGGAUCCGGCCCCGGGUCGGGGGAAGGUGACAGUUCCCAAGAUGUCCCUGUGGAGCAUCGUCUCCCACAUGCCGCCGGAGGAGUUCAGCGGCCUCUUCGCAGAGUUUCCGCGCAGCCUGCGCUGUCUCCUGGCCGACUGGCUGGAGAACCAGCCCUGGGAGUUCAUCAAUGGCUCAGACUCCUUCUGCAGCAGCGUGGCCAGCGGGAUGCUGGCGGCCGUGCUGGAGAAGCUCCGCGGUGCCGCCGGCAGCGACGGGCAGCAGUGCCAGAUCCUGCAGCAAAUCAACAGCCUGGAGAACACGUAUCGCCGGGACCCGCUGCGGCUCGUGGCCGUGCUCAGAGCCAUCCUGGAGGGCGAGAAAGCCGCCGUGCUCAAGAGGGACCGGCACCUGCCCCUCAGCUUCCACCGGCGGCAGGAGGAGCUGAAGUUCAACGUGGGGCUGCAGCGGCUGCAGCACCGCGUCCGCGAGAUCCAGGCACUGCGGGACGGCCUCAAGGCCUCUCCUCAGGUGAGCGUGCGGGACCCGCAGCUGGAGGCAGAAGCGAAACCCCCCGAGCGUGAGCUGUCCAGCCUGAUCCUGGAGGCUGUGAAAGAGCUGGAGGUGACCAAGCAGCAGGUACUGAAGAGGAUCCAGAUCUGGAAGAGGCAGCAGCAGCUGACAGGGAACGGAUCUGUCUUCGAGGAGAACCUGGCUCCGCUGCAGAAGAGAUGCGAGAGCCUGGUCGAGGUUCAUUUCCAGCUGCAGCAGCAGGUGAUGGCGUCGGGCUCCGAGCUGGGUGCUGAGCUGCUGCCCCGGCUCCUGGAGCGCUUCAACGAGGUGUUAUCCAGCCUGGUCAGGAGCUCCUUCCUGGUGGAGAAGCAGCCCCCGCAGGUGCUGAAGACUCAGACCAAGUUCCAGGCCAGCGUCCGGUUCCUGCUGGGCCCCCAGCUGCUGAAAGCCUCGGCCAAGCCCUACAUGGUGAGGGCCGACAUGGUGACGGAGAAGCAGGCGCGGGAGCUGGCGCUCAGCACCCACAGCAGCACCCUCAGCGAGAGCACUGGGGAGAUCAUGCACAACGUGGUGGGGCUGGAGACCAACCCCAGCAGCGGCACCUGCUGUGCCAACUUCAAGAACGUGCUGCUGAAGAAGAUCAAGCGCUGCGAGCGGAAGGGGUCGGAGUCGGUGACGGAGGAGAAGUGCGCGGUGCUGUUCAGCACCACCGUGGCCCUGAGCCCCGGCAACCUCUCCCUUCACCUCCAGGUCCUGUCCCUGCCCAUCGUGGUCAUCGUCCACGGGAACCAGGACAACAACGCCAAAGCCACCGUGCUGUGGGAUAACGCCUUCUCCGAGAUGGACCGGGUGCCCUUCGUGGUGGCCGAGAGGGUGCCCUGGGAGAAGAUGUGUGAGACCCUGAACGUGAAGUUCAUGGCGGAGGUGCAGACCACCAAAGGGCUUCUCAAGGAGCACUACUUCUUCCUGGCCCAGAAGAUCUUUAACGACCACAGCGCCAGCUUCGAGGAGUUCCAGAGCCGCAGCGUCUCCUGGGCCCAGUUCAACAAGGAGAUCUUGCCUGGUCGAGGAUUCACCUUCUGGCAGUGGUUUGAUGGAGUCCUUGACCUCACCAAGAGAUGCCUCAAAAGCUACUGGUCAGACAGGCUCAUCGUCGGCUUCAUCAGCAAGCAGUACGUGUGCAAGCUGCUGAGCACGGAGCCCGACGGCACCUUCCUGCUGCGCUUCAGCGACUCGGAGAUCGGCGGCGUCACCAUCGCCCACGUCAUCCGGGGCAAGGACGGAUCCAGCCAGGUGGAGAACAUCCAGCCCUUCUCUGCCAAGGACCUGUCCAUCCGCUCCCUGGGCGACCGCAUCCGGGACCUGGGGCAGCUCCGUAACCUCUACCCCAACACCCCCAAGGACCAGGCGUUCGGGAGCCACUACAACAAGGAGCAGACGGGCAAAGACGGACGGGGCUACGUCUCCACGGCCAUCAAGAUGACGGUGGAAAGCGAAAGGGAGCAGCAGCCCCAGGGCACUGCAGGGGUUCCCCCUGAAGCCCCCCAGCCCCAGAUGUUCAAUCUGCCCGUGCUGCAGCCUGAGCUGCACCCAGAGAGCCUGCAGCCAGUCCUCAACCCCAUCUGCCCCCCUGCGUCCUUCUGCCCCCAGCCCCUCCCCGCAGGCUACCCCCCAGCCGACAGCAACGUCAACAUGAUGGUUCCCAACAACCUCGGGACCUUCUCCAGCACGGCGCCGAUGCUCUCCUCGGCCCUGGGCAUGGAGCCCACGCUGCCCCACUGCCAGGACGUGCCCUUCGGGAACCCCUUGCCCUUCAUGCCCGCCCAGUACAUGCCAGGGGAGGCCUCACAGCUGCUGCCUGGGGGUCCCUCGCCAGAGCCACGGGACGAGGAGAUGGAUGAGUUGCCCCCCUUUGUGUCCAUGGUGGACCCCCCGCUGCAGAGCUCCCCAAGGAUGCCGCCCACCAUGGACCUGCCCCCCGCCUCUGACUGCGACCCCUUCCUGGGGCUGCCCCUGGAGGGGCCGGUGCUGUGCAACCCCUUCACCACCCCCCAGCCCCACAGCGGGUACCCCAGUCCCAACACGUCCUGCUGGGGGCUGGGGGAGAGCCGGUGGGACGACGGUGUCCGGCCAGGACACGCCUGAGGGGGCUGUGCUGGGGGCUGGGGGCUGGGGGGGGGGAUGCUGGACUGUGACACCCCCUCCCCAGCCUUGGCUGGGAGCCUGGACUCGACACAACUCUUUCCAGGGUGGAAACUCAGGCAGGGGAGGGGGGUGGGAUUCAGCGUGGGGGGGUAAACGCUGUGGGUAACCCCCCCCUUCCCCACCCCCUCGUGUGUAUUCGCUGCACUUUGGAGCCGCUGCUGUGGGGUUGGGGGGGGGGUUGCAGGGGCUGCGGGACCCCGACCUGAGGAGGGAUGUGGGGAGGGGGGUUACAGUGCCCUCAGCCCCCACCCCCGCGCUCGGCCCCCUCCUCCCCCCCCCGGGGCCGCGAUGCGUCAUGGACGGGGGCGGGAGGCGGAACCGUGCGGGGGGGCAGCGCUGUGCGUGACGGGGCCGCCCCCGCACCGGGCUUAGAGCCGCUGCGACCCCCCCCGCACUGCUGCGGGGUGGGACUGGGAAACCCCCCCCGCCGGCAGGGCUCGCUUUGGGGUGUGGGAGCUGUGUCCGUCCCCCCGGGGCCGU
Molecule: messenger RNA, 3467 nt
Organism: Colius striatus (speckled mousebird)
Lineage: Eukaryota; Metazoa; Chordata; Aves; Coliiformes; Coliidae
Gene: STAT6
Product: signal transducer and activator of transcription 6
Exons: 22
Coding region: 333-2927 (864 amino acids)
Biological process (GO): growth hormone receptor signaling pathway via JAK-STAT; regulation of transcription by RNA polymerase II; cytokine-mediated signaling pathway
Molecular function (GO): RNA polymerase II cis-regulatory region sequence-specific DNA binding; DNA-binding transcription factor activity, RNA polymerase II-specific
Source: RefSeq, a predicted model, not a curated record